AUGGAAAUCGACUCUGUGGAGACUCCACCCACAGGUUCCAAGAGGAAAGCGGAUGAUGUUCCUUUAGAUGCUUCGCCUCCUCGAAGAAUCAAGGCACUCAAUCCCGAUGUGGUGAAUAAAAUCGCAGCGGGUGAAAUUAUCGUGGCUCCGGUCCAUGCUUUGAAGGAGUUGAUAGAGAACUCGGUCGAUGCUGGGUCAACGGCGCUCGAUGUCGUCGUCAAAGAUGGCGGUCUGAAGCUCCUGCAGAUCACAGACAAUGGCCAUGGCAUAGAUAAAGAAGAUCUGUCUAUCCUGUGCGAAAGGUUCACAACCUCGAAACUGAAAUCCUUCGAGGACCUGACUUCAAUUGGCACCUAUGGCUUCAGAGGCGAGGCUCUUGCCAGUAUUAGUUACAUUGCCCAUCUAACCGUCACCACGAGGACGAAGGAUUCAAACUGUGCUUAUCGAGCAAGCUAUGCAAGCUGCAAGCUAUCUCCUCCCAAGCCUGGGCAGUCGGCGGAACCAAAGCCUGUGGCUGGUCGGCAAGGUACGCAGAUUACUGUGGAAGACCUGUUUUAUAAUAUCCCGACACGGCGAAGAGCCUUCCGGUCCGCUUCUGAGGAGUACAAUAAGAUCCUGGACAUGGUAGGUAGGUAUGCCGUCCAUUGUUCUGGUGUUGCAUUCAGCUGCAAGAAACAUAGUGAAUCAAGUACCUCCUUAUCCGUUUCACAAAACGCCUCCACGACAGAGCGCAUACGCCAAAUACACGGCAGUGCUGUCGCGAACGAGUUGGUCCAGUUUAGCUCUGCGGAGAGUCGGUUUGGAUUUGUGGCAAAUGGAUGGACUACAAACGCCAAUUAUCACGUCAAGAAGACUACCCUUCUUCUUUUCAUUAACCACCGUUGCGUCGAGUCUUCAAAUAUCCGGAAGGCUAUCGAGCAAACAUACUCAACAUUUUUACCCAAAGGUGGGCACCCAUUUACAUACCUGAACCUGGAAAUCGACCCUCAACGUGUGGAUGUCAAUGUGCAUCCAACCAAAAGGGAAGUUAAUUUUCUCAACGAGGAUGAGAUUAUUGAGCAGAUAUGCAUCGAUAUCCGCGUCAAGUUGGCGAAUAUCGAUACAAGCCGGACAUUCAUGACACAGAGUCUUCUUCCAGGAGCGCGAGCACCCAGUGGGACUGCAGGUGGAGAGAGCCCAAGCACGCCAGUUCCAAAAUCAACACAGAAACUCUAUGAGAAUAACCUUGUACGGACCGAUGCAAAGCUCAGAAAGAUCACAACCAUGCUCCCGCCAGGUUCUGGGGGGGGAGAGACAGCAAACCCUCCCCAGGGGACGCAAUUAUCUAGCAACGAGAUGGAAUAUGAACACUCUGACCGUGAACCGGUAACCUGUCGCCUGGUCACUAUCAAGGAACUACGCGCAGCUGUUCGGGAUGAAAUGCAUAAUAAUUUAACGGAGAUGUUUGCCAGCCAUACUUUCGUCGGCAUUGUCGAUGAGAGGCGGCGCUUGGCGGCUAUGCAGUCUGGAGUUAAAUUAUUCCUUGUUGACUAUGGCAUGGUGUCUUCUGAAUACUUCUAUCAACUUGGGUUGACAGAUUUCGGGAAUUUCGGCGCCAUUCGGUUUGAAGUUCCCCCGAAAAUUCAAGACCUUGUCAGGAUUGCGGCGGCUCAUGAGAAAGAGAUGAUGCAACCUGCCUGCAAGGAAGAUGAGUUUGACAUUGAAGAGGUAGUAGAUGUUGUCAGCGCACAGCUCAUUAAGAGGAGAGAAAUGCUGCUUGAGUACUUCACGAUCGAGAUUUCUCCAGAAGGAGAUCUGAUCAGCAUACCGUUGCUGAUGAAAGGAUAUACCCCCAGUCUCGCAAAACUGCCACGCUUCUUGAUGCGCUUGGGGCCGCACGUCAACUGGACUGACGAGAAAAUGUGCUUUGACACGUUUCUACGCGAGCUAGCAGAUUUUUAUGUCCCCGAACAGCUCCCCCCAAGCCAAGGAAAAGGGAGCGAGGAGGACAUCGAUAAAGAAAUCAAGCAACGGAGGAAUGUGGUCAGAAAAGCGGUGGAGGAGAAACUGUUCCCAGCGUUCUCUGGAAGAUUGAUUGCUACCAAAGCGCUGAUGAAGGGGGCGGUGCUGGAAGUCGCAAAUCUGAAGGGGCUUUACAGGGUAUUUGAGCGUUGCUAG
Messenger RNA from Pseudogymnoascus destructans, 2157 nucleotides. RefSeq names its product DNA mismatch repair protein (gene MLH1). Bases 1 to 2157 code for a protein of 718 amino acids. Gene Ontology annotation, molecular function: ATP-dependent DNA damage sensor activity; mismatched DNA binding; ATP hydrolysis activity. Gene Ontology annotation, biological process: mismatch repair. Gene Ontology annotation, cellular component: MutLalpha complex. Lineage: Eukaryota; Fungi; Ascomycota; Leotiomycetes; Thelebolales; Thelebolaceae. The transcript has 3 exons. The record is from RefSeq and is a predicted model, not a curated record.